Molecule: messenger RNA, 993 nt
Organism: Penicillium robsamsonii
Lineage: Eukaryota; Fungi; Ascomycota; Eurotiomycetes; Eurotiales; Aspergillaceae
Exons: 1
Coding region: 1-993 (330 amino acids)
Source: RefSeq, a predicted model, not a curated record
AUGUUGAUCAUCGUAUUGAUAGUGCUCUUUGCUCUGUACAACCCAACACACGCUCAUUCUUGGGUGGAAGAGCUCACACUCAUUGCUCCAAAUGGAACCUUCGUCGGCACACCAGGAUAUGCCCGAGGGAACUACCUACGCACGACAUCGGACUUUAGCGACACUACAAUGACUUACUCGAUUCCACCCACCACAAGGGCAAAUGUGACUCAGAUUCUACCAACCGACAAAAUGUGCAAGGAUACCCAGCAGGACCAGACUCAGUCAAAGGGAAGCCCUCGGCUUCAAGCCAGCGCCGGCGCGGCGAUUGCCCUCCGCUUCCAGGAGAAUGGCCAUGUUACACUUCCUCAGACCCAGCCCGGAAAGCCCGCGAACCGGGGAACCGUUUAUGUGUAUGGCACCACACAACCCAAGACAGGCGAGAACUUCCUUGAUGUUCAUGGAGCCUGGACCCAAGAUGGCACUGGAGGCGAUGGGCGCGGGGUGCUCCUGUCAGUACAGAACUACGACGACGGGCGUUGCUACCAGGUUAAUUCGGGGGAGAUUUCAGGGACUCGACAAACGAAGUAUACCCACACAUCAGACCCACGGAUGGGAGCAGACCUCUGGUGCCAGCAAGAUAUUCAACUACCUUCCGAUGCCCCCAGUGGGAAACCGUACACACUCUAUUGGGUGUGGGACUGGCCUACCGCUGCGGAUAUUGAUCCCACAUAUCCCAAUGGAAAGGCCGAGAUCUACACAACUUGUAUGGAUGUGGAUAUGGUGAACAUGGUCAGCAAGCAGGCAAUCAAGAGCGACUAUGAGAGUGGCCAGGAUCUCAACAAUGCCGCAAUCCCUUCGCAGUUCGAUGCACUCGGCCGUCCGAUAUCCUCUCAGCCAACCACGUUUGUUACUUCACUAGCUACAGCAGGAGUUGAACCCAAAACAGUCACAGUGACAGACUGGGUGAUCAGCACGAGCACUGUAUUUAUGGCGGGGAGUCAACCCACUUAA